AUAAAGCUAAAACUUACAGUAGAUAAAGUAUUAGAACACGGUUGCGGUGACAAUAUGGUGUAUUCACUUUAUCUCCUAAUGGUUUAAAUAACAUUAGAACAGCAAAGCGUGUGUACGAAAAUGUACGUGUGUUUCUCUCAUGUCUUUUUCGUUAAAACAGUUACUCGCAGUGAGUAGAGUCUCCAGAAAGUUUACUGAAGUGAGAGUAGUGAUACUUCAUAACGUUUUAUCUCGUAAAAAUAAAAAAAAAAAAAAAAAGUACGUUGUAGAAAAAAGAAGAGAAAUAAAAAAAAUGGUUAUGCAUUUUUGUCUGAGGUGUGUUUUGUUAGGGGAUUUGAGUCAGCUGCUUAUCUAGACGCGGUCCAGAGCUCACCUUUGAGUCAGGUGUCUGGUUUCUGCGUGGCUCCACCCCCCGCAACUAAGCGGGUCUUGGAGUCUGUCUGCCUCCACAAGCGCAGUGGUGUUGGCCGUGGACCGAUCGGACAGAGUUUGUCCUCAGCAGGGAACAUCACAGGCGCGCCUUUUCGUACUGGACUCCCUGUCUCUCUUGACUCUGUCGCCAUGAGCAUGUUGACAUCGGAGAACGCUUUUCUUUCUUCUUUACAGCCACACACCUUAUCAACCACUUAUGCUCUCCCGUCGGACAACCAACUCGGGAAUGGGAGCGCCAUGUCGGACGACGCCGUGCGAGCGCGGCGUGUCCAGGAGCAGAUCAAGAUGAAAAUGGCCGAGAAGAGCACACUUCCGCGUCAGAAUGGAAAGGCCUCCCAAUACGCAAUGUCAGACUACGGCGGUUCAUCAACAAUGAAAUACAGCACCUACAGCCCAAGUUACAGUUCCAAGUCUUCCUACAUGUACUCAGGCUCAAAAACCCUGGGUCCUCGUGUGUCCACCAGGACAGAUUUCAGCAGCCGGUCCGCAGCCCCAGACAUAACCCAGUUUCAGCGGAUGAGUGUGGGUUUGGGUAGAGGUGGAGGUGGAGGUGGAGGUUUUUACCGGGAAGAAAUGCACAGUGGUGGUUUCCAAGGGACCAUCAGACAGAACCAAAUGGAUCGAGAUGACAUGUCUGUGCAUUCACUGCAAAGCCCGGCAUGGGUGAUAGACAACAGCGAUGCUGGAAGCAUGAUCUCCGAGCGAGAUGCCGCCUAUGACCAACAGUAUUCCCAGAGUGGAAUGAACGGCUUCGGCACCCAAUUAAGACAAGGAGGAAGCACCAUGACUUAUCAGACUUAUCAGACUCCUGAGCCAGCACUAGGCACCGGGCGCCGAAGUUUAAGUAGCACUCUAUCCCGUGGUAGUGGUCUGGGAGGAGGAGGGACAGAGAUUAUCCAACAGCAGUCCUUUAAAGGCCCAGCCCACCGCACCAUCAACAGGAUUGCAAACCGUAACCGGAUGAGUAUGACCUCCAUGACUGGGUCCCGGAUGACCUCAAGUUCCGGCAACAUUGGAGCAGGAGGAGACAGAACAGAUGGUGGGUUCUUAAUGUCCGUGAAAUCUGGUUCCCACGGGAACCUCCUUCAGCAACGCCAAGGUGGCCUGUCGCGAUCCACGUCUAUGAGAAGUGUUCAGAGCGUGGGCGGGGGCAUGGAUAUCUUUGGCCAGGCAGAUUUGGAAGACAAUCCCCUCUUUGAACGGCUCCACAGCGUGGAUGUACCCACUGCAGUUUCAUACCUGAGAAUGGAGGACACGGGGAUGCAGGUCUUGGGUUCAGCGUACAUUCAGCAUAUUUGUUUCAAUGAGGAGCGAGCAAAAGACGAGGUGAGAGAGUUGCAUGGCACUGAGCUUCUGGUGACGCUGUUCAAAAGUCCUGAUGCUGAAGUUCGCCGUUUUUCCACUGGCGCCAUGCGCAAUAUGAUCUAUAAAAAUGUUGAAAAUAAGCAGGAGCUUAUUAAACAAGGUGGCAUCGGGGCGCUUAAUGACGCUCUUGAACAGGAAGAUGAUGAGCUUCGCAAAAACAUCACAGGUAUUCUGUGGAAUCUUUCAGCCAAAGACGGUUUUAAGGAACAGCUGAAGACGAUCCUUCCUCGCCUCACUGAGAAAGUCGUUAUCCCUCUCACUACAAAAGAGGCUGAAAAAGCAGAAAUGAUUAAACAAGACAAAGGUAUCGCCCCAGAUUGUCCCUCAGAGGCAGAAAUACUACACAACACGUUGGGAUACUUGAGGAAUCUGAGCUCUGGCUCAGAAAAGGUCCGUAGAGCGGUGCGAGAAGCAAAAGGGCUGGUGGAGUCUUUAGUGGGUUAUCUUCGUUCCACCCUUGAAGUUGGAAAAAUAGAAGAAAAGGGUGCUGAGAGCGUAAUGUGCACCUUAAGGAACCUCUCAUUCAAACUGUUUGAAGAACUGCCUCCGUCUAUAAAAACAAAUUUGUUUGAGGAUGGUACAACUUCCUCAUCUACCGUCGGCUGCUUUUCACCGAAUAGCAGCAAAAUCAAACAGCACAAAGCGUGUGACCAAAAAGGCUUUUCACCUAAUGAGGUAUCAAAGUCUCCAAAAGGCUUGGAGUGGUUGUGGCACCCUAAAAUAGUGCAUUUGUACAAUAGCGUGAUUAAAUCAUGCGAAAUUAAUGCCUGCACACGAGAGGCGGCCAUUGGAGCUCUGCAGAACAUCACCGGUGGACAGGACCCGUGGGCUGAAAAGUUGUCCCGCUACAUGGUGAACGACUACAAGAUGCUGCCAAACCUGCUGGAUCACUUGCGCUCAGAAAGGAACAAUGAGCUACGUUCUCUCACUGGCUUGUUGAGGAACCUCUCCUCUCAUACUGACACCUCACAAGCACUAGAUGCCGUGGUGAGGAGGUUACCAGAGGACAACAAAGACGUGCCUAGUCCUGAGGCUCUGAUCAACCUCUGCGGCAUUCUCAAUAACAUGGUAGCGCGCAGCUUCGACACUGCCAAGAAACUCACUGAAGGUUCUGGGUUGUCCAGACUGAUGGACAUGAAGAGUCUGGUGAACGACAAUCUAGUGUAUGCUGACGCGAGCCGAAGUGCACGCGUAGUACUUCGCAACAUGUAUAACUACAGGAAACUGCACAGGAUUUUCAGACGGAAAGGUUAUGAGAGAAAGGACUUCUGUGAUGGAUGAGAUGCAGGAUCUGACCCAUGAGACAAACUGCUGUGUAUUUUUACAAAACGGUCCAUCAGAACAGCACGAGAACCGUCGAGGCAGCAGGAUUAUGAUUGAACAGAUAUUGCCGGCACUCUAACUAAUUUGUGUAAACACUGUUUGUAUACUCUGAGGGAUUUUAGUCCAGUCAUAGCAACAUGCAUUUAAACAAAAUGGCUUAAAAACAACAACAAAAAACCACUGUUGAUGGGAGAACCUAGUGCACUCACUAUAACAAGUUAGCUUUGUAAAUAGUGCUUUUAAUUUUAAAAAUAUAUUAGAUUGAAUAUUUCUUUUGUUUAUACAAGUUAGCAUCUAAUCUUGUUUUAUUUGAAUGGAAAUUAGAGACAAAAAAAGUGGAUGUAAAUAUCUUUUAUCUUUGGGGAUCGUGCUUAUGGAUUUGCAUGUUUUCUUACACUACAAAUAAAAAUCUAUAAAAACUGUG
Poecilia latipinna (sailfin molly) is the source of this 3544-nucleotide messenger RNA. RefSeq names its product plakophilin 3a (gene pkp3a). Lineage: Eukaryota; Metazoa; Chordata; Actinopteri; Cyprinodontiformes; Poeciliidae. The transcript has 13 exons. The record is from RefSeq and is a predicted model, not a curated record. Gene Ontology annotation, molecular function: protein binding. The coding region runs from base 562 to 3078 and encodes 838 amino acids. Gene Ontology annotation, cellular component: adherens junction; cytoplasm; plasma membrane. Gene Ontology annotation, biological process: cell-cell adhesion.